Aethina tumida (small hive beetle) is the source of this 2216-nucleotide messenger RNA. RefSeq names its product UDP-N-acetylhexosamine pyrophosphorylase-like protein 1. The coding region runs from base 241 to 1689 and encodes 482 amino acids. The record is from RefSeq and is a predicted model, not a curated record. Gene Ontology annotation, biological process: UDP-N-acetylglucosamine biosynthetic process. Lineage: Eukaryota; Metazoa; Arthropoda; Insecta; Coleoptera; Nitidulidae. The transcript has a single exon. Gene Ontology annotation, molecular function: UDP-N-acetylglucosamine diphosphorylase activity.
GUUAUAAAGUGACAAUUAUAAAAUAAAUAACACUAGUCUCUAGUAACAAAAGUCUAAAGAUUAAGUACGUGGCCGUCGAUACUAACUUGGAAGGCCACAGAAUGUUUAUUGGCUGGGAAUACAGAACUCUGUGCUGGUUGGUUGGCAGUCGGUGCCACGGUUUACACUUGUAUCUGACGUGACAGUAGCUAUAUGAGCUAACCUAUAUUCUACUAUUUGUUUACGCGGCAGUGUUUUAAAAUGAGGCCCAAAAUAGAAGAAAUACAGCAACUUCUCGAGGAAUACAAUCAGACACACAUAUUAAAAUAUUGGAAUGAACUGGACAACAAGGAUAAAAAAGAUUUUUUAAACAGUUUAAGUGAAAUCUCGUUCGGUUCAAUAAAUUCAAUGUUUACGGCAGCAUUGAACAGUUUGAAAGUUGAUGUGAAGCAGUUAAACGACUUUAUAAAUCCAAUACCACACGAUCAAAUCGAGGUGGCGAAUAAUGUGAGUAAAGAUGUCCUGCAAAAGUAUCGUCAGUGUGCCUACAAAGAAAUUAGCGAGAACAAAAUAGGUGUUUUGUUGUUAGCCGGUGGUCAGGGCACUCGAUUAGGAGUUAAGUACCCCAAAGGCAUGUUUUCGGUUGGUUUGCCUUCGAAAAAGACCUUAUUCCAGCUACAGGCUGAAAGAAUUCGUAAAGUACUGGAAAUGUCCUAUUCAGAAACAAAAAAACACGGCAAUAUUUAUUGGUACAUAAUGACGAGCGAAGCAACCAACGACAUUACCGAACAGUAUUUAAAAAAGAAUCAGUAUUUUGGACUGAAAGAGGAAAACAUAAUAAUAUUCCAACAAGGGUAUCUUCCAUGUUUAGACAACGACGGCAAAAUUAUUCUCAACGGCAAAAAUUCCAUUGCCAUGGCCCCCGACGGAAACGGCGGCCUCUUUAAAGCACUGCACCGUAACGGCAUUUUGAACGACUUUGAAAAACGUGGCGUAAAAUAUGUCCACGUCUACGGAGUCGAUAAUAUUUUAGUCAAAGUUGCUGAUCCGGCUUUCCUCGGCUACUGCAUAUCCAAAAACGCAGAUUGCGGUGCUAAGGUUAUCAAAAAAACACACCCCGAAGAACCUGUCGGUGUUAUUUGCAAAGUGGAUGAGCACAUAAAAGUGGUCGAAUACAGCGAGAUCGAUCCGAAAUUGGCAAGUUUGAGGAACGAACUCGGCGAUUUGGUGUUCAGCGCCGGAAACAUCUGCAAUCAUUUCUUCACAACCGACUUUCUUCGCAAAGUUGCUUUAGAACACGAAAACGAUCUUCCAUUACAUGUAGCAUUGAAGAAAAUUCCUUACUUCUGCGAUGGCAAACUGAUAGAGCCGACCCAACCAAACGGGAUCAAAAUCGAAAAGUUUGUUUUUGAUGUUUUCCCGUUCUCUGAAAAUUUCGUGUCGUGGGAGGUGGACUGUGCCAGCGAGUUCAGUCCCGUGAAGAACAAAGAAGGGAAGGACAGUCCCGAAACGGCAAGAAACGAUUUGCUUAAACUGCACAAAAAGUACGUUGAGCAAGCUGGUGGUGUAUGCAAAGGAGACGUGGAAAUUUCGCCCCUGGUUUCUUAUGCUGGGGAAAAUUUGCGGGAUUAUGUGCUUAAUAGAGAAUUAGAUGAUUUGACGGUUUUGGAUUCAAAGGAAGUUGUUUGCACGAAUAGAUACAUUUCUUGAUUUUAAUUUAAAUUCGUCUUGUGAUACGUACUGUUAAAGCUUUACUAAAAUUACUUACAUUGGUUAAGUUUAUUGUAAAUAUUUUUAUCUGAGAUUUUAUUUAUAUUUGUAAAAAGUAUAAUUUUGACUGUUCACAAUAAAAACAUUUCAACUAAAGUGUAUUUAUUAGUGGGUAAAGAGGAACAAUAAAACCAUGUUUUCUACAAUAUUUGUGUUAUAUCCUAGAAUUAUCGAUUUUAUUAACUAUAUGCACAUAACAUUAUUUCACCUUGUAAUAAAUAACUGAUAAGUCGCCGCACAUUUUAUUGUAAAUGUGAUAUAGAUAUUUUUACAAAUCAAUAAGUACGUAAUGUCACAUUGUUAACAUUCCUAAAAUUCUUUUAUAAGAUACAUUAAAAUAAUAGUAUACUUACUAAGAUACGAGAUAAAUUUGAAUUAAACGGGAAGAUUGAUAAUAUUUUGUGAUAGAUUGAAGCAAUUAUUGUAACAUGCUAUGCAAUUAAAUAAUAUAAAACUUGCUAAUUCAA